AUGGAGUAUGAUACAUGCUCUAAUAAUCUUCUCAAUUUUGACUUUAUCUUGUUUGGGACAGGCAAAAGGAAGAACCGAAAACGCGAGGUGAAAACUGAUGAACUAGUCCACACUCUGAAGAAACCGUCCCAAACAAAACGAACAGGGAUAAGGAGGCUAGAAGGAAAAGACAAAAAGAAAGGAGCAAAGAUCGUUGAAGAAGCAAAGAAACAACAAGUGACUCUUUUAGUAGUUGGACAAGAGAAGAAACCUCCUGUAUGGAGGCUACUGAAGAGAUGGGCUUGGAAGAGACGCCGUGGACAUGCCGGUGUUCUCAAAUACUGUCUCGAAAACGCUUCUUGCAUGACCAUAGCUGUUAAACCAAAGAAGCGCAAGCAUGGUGGUUACUUAAUCACCACCAAACGCCACAAAAACUUCUGGCUUCUCGCUUAA
Messenger RNA from Brassica oleracea var. oleracea, 432 nucleotides. RefSeq lists its product as uncharacterized. The record is from RefSeq and is a predicted model, not a curated record. Bases 1 to 432 code for a protein of 143 amino acids. NCBI's taxonomy places the organism in Eukaryota, Viridiplantae, Streptophyta, Magnoliopsida, Brassicales, Brassicaceae. The transcript is spliced from 3 exons.